AUGCCUUUGACUUGGCGCUUGCGAGGGCGCUCCUUCAAGGCGAGCCAUGGAAUGGCUGCCAGCAAUCGCCAGACUGUUAUUUUUCUACCGGCAUUUUCUCAUACCACACAUAAAAAUUACAUGCGCUUUCUCAGGCCUUCAUUUCCUAGCAAUCUCUGGCGUGGACACCAGCCGCGCUGGAAAAAGAACAUUAAGAACGCCCGAUUGCCGAGUAUGGAGAUUAUUGUUUAUUGCACUGUGCGCGUGGAUGGCUUGGUGGAUGAAUUCGUCUGUGGUUGCGCACGGCUGCAUGAGCCACCCCUUUGCAAAAAGCGGAUGGCGGUGAAUCCCACUACGCGCACAUCGUCCGUCACCGUACUCUGGGAAUAUCACCCGAAGGGAUUUUCGUCCGUACCCACGCCGACCCAGUUCCUUUUUCUUUUUGAUUUCCGAAGUUAA
This is a messenger RNA of Aspergillus terreus NIH2624, 438 nucleotides long. RefSeq lists its product as uncharacterized. The record is from RefSeq and is a predicted model, not a curated record. The coding region runs from base 1 to 438 and encodes 145 amino acids. Lineage: Eukaryota; Fungi; Ascomycota; Eurotiomycetes; Eurotiales; Aspergillaceae. The transcript has 2 exons.